UUCAAAUCGCGAAGAAGAAAAGCCGCGAAGAAGAAGAGGCUAGCAGCGACAACAAUUGCAGACACUUAGCGACGACGCCGUCAAACUUCUUUUAUUUGUCGUUACUUUUUGACACAGUCGGUCAUUUGUUUACUUAGAAAAAGUCGGAAAAGGUUAAGAAGCAGCAAUCAUUAGGCGGAGGUUCAUUCCGAAGCGUAAUGCUUGACUUUCUCGUGUCUUUGCUAACUGUUUAGCUUGUUGGCUUAGCUUCGGAGCUCCGUACAGUGACACGAUGGGCCGAGGGUUGAAGCCGAAAAAAGACAGACCUCCACGGGGACCAUUUGGGCCGCCACCUGAUUGGCCACCUCCACCAGGAGGCUGGGGUCCUCCACCCCCAGAAGGCUGGGGCCCUUUUCCACCUGAAGGUUGGGGUCCUCCACCACCCGGAGGCUGGGGUCCUCCGCCGCCUGGAGGCUGGGGUCCUCCUCCGCCUGGAGGCUGGGGUCCCCCUCCGCCCGAAGGAUGGGGUCCCCCUCCGCCCGAAGGAUGGGGUCCCCCUCCGCCCGAAGGAUGGGGUCCACCUCCCCCCGGAGGUUGGGGUCCACCUCCGCCCGGAGGUUGGGGUCCAUCUCCGCCCGGAGGAUGGGGUCCACCUCCGCCCGGAGGAUGGGGUCCACCUGAAGGAUGGGACCCCAAUCGACCGCCGUCACCGGGGUGGGUGCCUCCGCCAGAGUGGAUGCCACCCCCAAACUGGAACCCCGACAUUCCUCCUCCACCCGGGGGGUGGGAAUUCCCCCCCUGGGCCUUGCCCGGUUCCGAGCCCCCUCCUGGUUUUCCUCUGCCCCCUGUGGCCGGCGAAGCGUAUCCCCCUUCUUUCCCACCCCCAGGAUACUCUGGCCCCGCCUGGGCUGCCUACGCUGCCUACGCUGCUGCCUAUGCGGCAAGCGAUCAGUCGACGGACAAGCCCGAGUGGAUUAAAGCUUUGAUUUCUGGGCCGGGGGCGGGCCCGCUCCCGCCCCCAGUCUCCAAUGAAAACAACACGGCAGACGUGAAACCCGCCGAGGCCAAGAGUGCGGUCGAAAAGUCUGCCGACAAAUCGUCGGAUUCCGGCGGGAUGAGCAAAUCCUACGGACUGUUAGCGACGCGAUCCUUCGACAGGCCGCCACCAGGAAGAUCGACUGGCAUCAUCUCUUUUGUUGGGCCCUCCUUCGGCCACAUCGAGCGAGAAGACGCGCAGAAGUUCACCUUCGAUUUCAGCGUCUUCUUUGGUAACCCUCAAGCCAUGAAGACCGGCGUUCGAGUCCACUUCACCGCCUGCGACACCAAGAACGGCCAUAUCGCGACAGAUGUGAAGGUAGCGCCGGGCGGGACUGAGAACGUGGACCCGGAUAUCUACGAGGGCGUGGUCAACCAACCUAUCGCCGAUCCGCAGGCGGGCGAGCGUCAGCUUCCCGGUCAGGUGCACGUGGACGUCCAGCCGGUGAGGCUAACCCUGUCGUUCGAGAGGAAAGACAGCGCCGUCACGCUGCUGAAGAAUGACCAAGUUCUCAUCAACCUGCUGACCGACAUCGUCACCGACAAGCGGCGUGCCACCAACAUCCGACCCAAGCUACCCGAAACCUUCCAGUACACCGAGGAGACCCGAGAGACGGGCGUCAUCGUCAGCCUGGGCGACGCAGAUGGCGUGAUCAAGUCGGAGGCGCACGGCGAGCUUCCCUUUUAUUUCAAAGAGAACUUCAGCGACGUGGACUUCACCGCCGACGACAUCAACGAAGAAGUGGAGUUCACCCUGCACAAGCUGCGAGCGGGCGACCGUGCCAUCCGCCUGCGACGAGUGAAGGAGUCCCUGCUCCUCACCUUGUGCGGCCCCACCUCCAAAAUCAUGGAGCCGCGCAAGUCCAAGUCGGCGUCGGCCGACACGUGGCUUGACACGGAGCUGUACGAGGGCGUGGUCAGCCAACCCGUUACGAAGCCCUCCGCCGACAAGCAGGGCUACCCGGGUCAGAUCUUCGCCAACAUCGGACCCCUCCAAACCAACGUGACGUUCGACCGACUGGACUGCCGCGUCACCCUGCUCAAGAACGACCGCGUGCUGCUCAGCCUGCUGGUGGACAAGAAGAGCCUGAAGAAGCGCGCCGCCAACAUCCGACCCAAGAUCCCCUUCACCUUCGGUUUCACCAACGAGAAGCGAGAAUUGGGCAUCAUCGACCGACUGGGGGAGCCCGAUGGCGUCCUCAUCUCCAAGGAGCAUGGGGAACUGCCCUUUGACCUCCGCGACAAUUUCAGCGACACAGAGUUCGACGACGCCGAUGUCAAAACGGAGGUGGAGUUCACAGUGGUUCAGGACGAGGACAACAAGAGAGCCGUCAGACUCCGUAGGACCAAGAUGGAUGCCGAUCGAGCCAUGACGGAGAAAAGAAGGCGGGAAGAGGAGGAGGAAAAGAAGAAGGAAGUGGCGGAAAACAAAGAGAGGGGCCGCAAGGAAGCAGCGAUCGCUGCGCUCGCUGCCGCCAAAGACAAGUGGACGCCGCUAGGCUUCAGCGUGCCCGUUCCUGAUACCCAGCUGGAUAUUAGCAAGGAGCGCUUCGACGGCACUGUCCUCAAAUCGGCCGGAAAACGCCACAGUCUCAAAAUGGAGGCCCCGGACCAACAGCUGCCAACACGGGUGAAGAAGGAGGAGGUGGAGGAGGCGCUCACUAAGGUCAAAGCGGAGACUCCGGACGACCAACCCAUCAAAGAGGAGGGACUGACGAUCAAGCAGGAAGUGACGGAUUCAGAACAAAAAGUAGAAGUCAAGACGGUAGAGACGAACGGCAAAACUGAGUGCUCCGAAGAGGAUGGCCUCCUGGUGAUGACUGUGGAGGAUCGGCAGAAGAGGCUGCCUUUCGGCCCCGCUGACCUUCUUUCCGGCGCCACCCUGUUAAUCGGCGACAAGGUGCGCUUCAACGUGGCCACCAAUCGGGAGAGCAAAGAAGAACGAGCCACUCUUGUGGAGAUCCUCCCGUCUUCCUUCGAAGAAUCCACGGAACAAAGACGACACGGGAUCGUCAUUGAGUUCUCUGAGGACUCUGGACUCAUUAAGUGCACGCAGAACCCUCAGCUCUUCUUCUACUUGUCGGAAGUCAUCGGAAAAAGAAAGCUGGAGCUCAACGAGAAGGUGGAGUUCAGCGUGGUCCCGCAUGAGGAAGCGGCAGGUGGCCACCAGGCCAUCCGAGUCAGACCUUACUCGUGUACUGAGAGCGUGUUCCUACCAGCCAAGAAACUAGGCGUCGCCACCACUGGCAAAGGAAAGAUGACCAUCAAGCUGGCCAAGGCUGCGGAAGACUCCAAGAAGGCGCAGCUGAAGACGGUGGUGAAGCAAUUGCGAUCUCAGGACAAGUCCCGCUCCGACAGCCCUCGCCGCAGUCCGGCCGCGCCCAAAGACAAAUUCGGACGCGAAAUUCAAAAGCGCCGGAGCCCCAGCCCGGACCAUGAGCGCAGAAGCAGCUUUCGCGGAAGGAGCGGGAGUCGAGAACGGUCUCGAGAACGUUCCCGGAGACGGAGCAGAAGUCGGAGCAGGAGCUCCAGCAGAGAACGGUUUGAAAAACGGCGACACAGAAGCAGCAGGGAGCGAGACGACGCACGCAGAAGCAGCAGGGAGCGAGAGGACGCACGCAAGAGGAGAUGGGAACGCAACCCGCCUGCCCCGCGAGUGGACGACGAGCUAGCCAGGAAGAAGCGAGAACUGGAGGAACUCAACCAAAUGAUCGCCUUCAAGAAGUCGCUGAUGGACCCCCGGGGACCGCAGCCAGGACAGCGGACGUGCAUCGAGUACGACCACGGCCGAAUCGCCAACCCGAUGGCCGAAUUCCGGCCGGUGCGUUCCAUUUUGAAGAAACGGAGCGAGGACCGGGAAUACCCGCGACGACCAUACGACGAUCCGUACUACGACGGGCCGUACUACGGUGCCCCUUUCGUACCUCGUCCUUACGACGAUCGUCCGUACGGACAGGCUUUGUACGGGAGCUCGUCCAACCGCUACGACGUUUACGACGAACCCUACGACGAGCCGUACCGCGACCCGGCGGACAACGCCGGACCGCUCGACGCUCCCUACGCGCCGUCUUCGUCGACGUCUACGCCGCAGUGUCCGCCGGCCGAAAGUCCGGCGCCGAGCUCGACGCAAAAGCCCCACCUGGAUCACUUUCUGGAUAUGAUAGAAACGGAGGACGUUCCCGAAAAGCCGGCGGAAGAGUUUCCUUCUGGAGACGAGCUUUUGCCGCACGAGCGGGCGCUGAAAGACGGGAAGGGAUUCUCUAAGAUCCUCGGCCUGCCCAGAGAGUCGCCCGGCGGCAACGAGGACCGUGAAAAAUCGCUUUUGGCCUACCCUUCGGUGGAAAAACCAUCCGAGAGCAAGAGGGACCCCUACAACCAGAUCCAGACUCUGUUGCGAACCAUCGGGCUGAAGCUGACCACCGGGGACGCUCCUCAGAAGUCGUCAUCCGCCGAAAGGGAGAGGUCUUCGUCGCCUUGGGAACGGCCGGUCGGAAGGGGGGCGCCUGAGGCCGACGUCGCGCCACCCCCGGAGUCGUCCGCUCCCGAGCCGGCCCCCAAAAAGAAAAAAAUCUCAGAGUACGAAGAAUUUCUGGAUCAACAAGAGUUGGAGAUGCUGAAGAAAGCCCAAGAGCUGCAAGAUCUUACCAAGAACAUGGCGGGCAAGUCAUCCACGCCCAGACCGCCACCCGGGCCCCCGCCCGAACAUUACCGGCAUCCGUCUCCUCCACUUAACUGGCCCCUGGAGGUUUUCCCUAAAGCUCCUCCCGCUGCCGCGCCCGGGGGCCGUCUUCCUCCGGGACCGCCUCCCGGGCCGCCUCCCCGACGUCCCCCCGGACAGCCCCUUUUCACGGUGUCGGGCGGGGCCGUUGGCGGCUCCGACCCCGUGCGAGGAACUGGUGGCGCGCAGUCAGAGCAAUGCAACAUCUCCACAACGAUGGCCAAAUGCCUGAAGGUCAUCGAGAGCGUGAAGUCUCUGCAUGCGACGCCUGGGGCUAAAACGCAGAAAUCGGUCCAGUUCAGUUUGCCGUCAAACUCUACCGCCGGCCCUCCGGAACAAUCUGGGGACGCGGCAAACAGGCACAAUGACAAGCAGAAGAUCGAGGACCUGCGAGAAGAUCAGCCGCAAGCCCGCAAAAAAACAGGAGAUGGCGCUGGGAUGACUCCAGGGACCCGGAUCGUGUGGAUCGUGGGUCACACGCUGGUCAGUCGGGCGGAGUCUCAGGCCAAGUCGGAACCCGGCCCUCAGUUGGGCCUGGACCCGGAAAAGGUGGUCCUCCGCUGGAUGGGAGUCUCGGGCUUGACGUGGCCCCAGCUGCUGCCCCUCCUCCAGCACCUGCAGGCCGGCUGGCCCCGCCCCCAGGCCAUCGUGCUGCACCUGGGCGGCAACGACCUGAAUACGGAAUCGCCCAGCGACCUGCUGGCGUCCGUCAGGAGGGACUUGAACGCGCUGAAGAACGUUUUUCCGCACUGCGUCCCAGUCUUUUCCCAGAUCCUCCCCCGUCGGGCGUGGCCGAACGCGGCCGACGCCCACGAAGUCGAGCUGGUCCGGAGCACGGUCAACCGGCGGAUCCGAAACCUGGUGUCGGAAGUGGGCGGAGUUUCUCUCAGCCACGACAACAUCCGCUGCGGGGCCAACACGGGGCUGUACCAGCCCGACGGCGUCCAUUUGUCGCAGAAGGGGAUCGACGUCUUUAACGGAAACCUGCGCGAUUUUCUGAUCAAGUGGGUCGAGGGAGGCGGGGUCUAGCCGUAGCGCUCGCUAACUGUUUCUUCUUCUCUGUUACUGUUUUCUAUUUCUGAAAUAAAGCUCGUUCAAGCCUCGCCGUGGAUUAUUGUCACCGUUGACGUUUGUUUUACGUUGAAUUACGAGUCAUAUGUUGUAGAUAUGAGAUUAAAGUCCUAAUAUUAGGAGAUUAAAGUCACUUGAUAAGAAUAAAAGCUGACAUUUUUUGAGAGAAAUAAAUUGUAAUCGAGGACAUUAAAAUCAUUAUUAGGAGAAUAAAUUUGGAAUAUUAGGAAAGAAAUUAUACUGAGAUUGAAGUCAUAAUAUUAGAGAAGUCGUAAUUUGAUGAGAAAAAAAGCCAACAUUUUAUGAGAAGUCGUAAUGUGAGGAGAAAAAAAAUAAUACGGUAUUAAAGUUGUGAUGAGGAAAAACGGACAUUUUUUUGAGCAAAAAGUAUUUUUAGGAGAAAAAAAUGGUCAUACUUGGAUAUUAAGGUCGUAAUUUGAUGAGGAAAAAAAAUUUUAUGAGGAAAAAGGCCGACAUUUUACAAGAAAAUAAUGUUAGGAGAAAAAAAAAUCGUAAUAUUUAAGUCGUAAUUUGAUGAGAAAAAAAUCUGACGAUUUAUGAGAAAAUUGUAAUAUUGGGAUAUUAGUCGUAAUAUUAGGAAAUAAAUUAUACUAUGAGAUUGAAGUCAUAAUAUUAGGAGAGAAGUCGUAAUUUGAUGAGGAAAAACCCCAACAUUUUAUGAGAAAAAAGUCGUAACGUGAGGAGAAAAAAAUCGUAAUAUUAAAGUUGUGAUAAGGAAAAACAUUUUUGAGCAAAAAGUAUUUUUAGGAGAAAAAAAAGUCAUACUAGGAUAUUAAAGUUGUAAUUUGAUGAGAAAAACAUGAGGAAAAAGGCCGACAUUUUACGAGAAAAAUAAUGUUAGGAGAGAAAGAAUCGUAAUAUUAAAGUCGUAAUUUGAUGAGAAACAAUUUGUUUCUCAUAACUCAAGUUUUAAUAUUGGGAGAUUAAAGUCAUAAUAUUAGGAAAGAAAAUAUACUAUGAGAUUGAAGUCAUAAUAUUAGGAGAGAAGUAAUUUGAUGAGGAAAAUAAGCCAACAUUUUAUGAGAUCAUAAUGUGAGGAGAAAAAAAAUCGUAAUAAAGUUGUGAUGAGGAAAAACUCAUUUUUGGAGCAAAACGUUUUUAGGAGAAAAAAAAUUGUCAUACUCGGAUAUUAAGGUCAUAAUUUGAUGAGAAAAAAAAAGAGGAAAAAGGUCGACAUUUUACGAGAAAAUAAUCUUAGGAGAAAAAAAAAAUAUUAAAGUCGUACCUUGAUGAGAAAAAAAAAAUAUAAGAAAAAAAUUGUAAUAUUGGGACAUUAAAAUCCUAAUAUUAGGAGAUUAAAGUUGUAAUGAGAUGAGGAAAAAGUCUGCCUUAAUAAUGUCUGUUUUCAUAAGGCUGCCACUACAUUUGCCAACUGACUAGCAUCAUA
Corythoichthys intestinalis (scribbled pipefish) is the source of this 7211-nucleotide messenger RNA. RefSeq lists its product as uncharacterized. The record is from RefSeq and is a predicted model, not a curated record. The coding region runs from base 272 to 5761 and encodes 1829 amino acids. NCBI's taxonomy places the organism in Eukaryota, Metazoa, Chordata, Actinopteri, Syngnathiformes, Syngnathidae. The transcript has 22 exons.